Messenger RNA from Dermacentor silvarum, 437 nucleotides. RefSeq lists its product as uncharacterized. The record is from RefSeq and is a predicted model, not a curated record. The transcript has 3 exons. Lineage: Eukaryota; Metazoa; Arthropoda; Arachnida; Ixodida; Ixodidae. Bases 100 to 417 code for a protein of 105 amino acids.
CUGGCACACGUUGCGCACGCACCGUUCUCCAUAUAUAACAACGGAAAGAGCUUCUUUGUUCUUCACGUGAGGAAUAGAGGAAAGCCCUUGCGUCCAAGCAUGGUCAAUCGACGCUGCGUCGUCGAAGCCUUCCUUGUAUUCACCAUGCUUGCUGAUUUCGGUCUAGCUAUUCGGUCGCUCCAUUCCCAAGUGCGCAUAGUAAAUGGUGAAUGUCAUUUCCGUGGCAGCGACUUGAAGCAAGGCUACCUGACGCUGAAAGAUGGACGAUGCUAUGAAGCUGCCUGCGUUCCCGGAGAAGGCAGAGCUGUGUUCAGAUUAGUUCGUCAAUGCGGGCGAAGUGAUUAUGGAAGAUAUUGUUGGGUCUCGGAUGGCUACUUGAGCACGCGAUGCUGUCACCAAGCGGUACUUUGUCAAUAAAGAUCACCCAGAAUAGGGAC